Messenger RNA from Pterocles gutturalis (yellow-throated sandgrouse), 1246 nucleotides. RefSeq names its product parathyroid hormone 2 receptor (gene PTH2R). The transcript is spliced from 12 exons. The annotation marks the transcript as partial. Gene Ontology annotation, cellular component: plasma membrane. Gene Ontology annotation, biological process: cell surface receptor signaling pathway; adenylate cyclase-modulating G protein-coupled receptor signaling pathway. The record is from RefSeq and is a predicted model, not a curated record. Gene Ontology annotation, molecular function: parathyroid hormone receptor activity; peptide hormone binding; G protein-coupled peptide receptor activity. NCBI's taxonomy places the organism in Eukaryota, Metazoa, Chordata, Aves, Pterocliformes, Pteroclidae.
GUUGACCCCGACGACGUUCUCACCAAAGAAGAGCGGAUCUAUCUCCUGGUGGAAGCCAAGGAGAAAUGUCUCAGAGACAUAAAAGCCCAACUGGAGAAGAUCAAAGACUCCAGCUGCCUUCCCGAGUGGGACGGGAUCAUCUGCUGGCCCAAGGGCUCCCCGAGCCAGGAGGUGACGGUGCCCUGCCCCGACUACAUCUACGACUUCAACCAUCACGGUCAUGCCUACAGGUACUGCAGCGCCGACGGGACCUGGGCUGUGGCUCUCAGCAGCAACAAGACCUGGGCCAACUACACCGAAUGCGCUCUGCUCUUCUCCUCCCAGAGCCGCAGCCGCGAGAAGGAGGUGUUUGACCGCCUGCACCUGAUGUACACUGUUGGUUACUCCAUCUCCCUGGCCUCCCUCGUCGUCGCCGUCUGCAUCCUCUCCUACUUCAAGCGCCUGCACUGCACCCGCAACUACAUCCACGUCCACCUCUUCGCCUCCUUCAUCUGCCGGGCAGCCAGCAUCUUCGUCAAGGACAUGGUGCUCUACUCGGGGACGCUGGCCAGCGAGACGGAGAAGAUGCGCGAGGACGACUUCAAGGCAGAAAUGGGACCCUCGCCGGGACAACGGAGCCACCUGGUUGGCUGCAAGGUGGUGGUGACUCUCUUCCUCUAUUUCCUGGCCACCAACCACUACUGGAUCCUGGUGGAAGGGCUCUACCUGCACAGCCUGAUCUUCAUGGCCUUCCUCUCCAACAAGAACUACCUGUGGGUCCUCAUCAUCAUCGGCUGGGGUCUCCCCGCUGUGUUUGUGUCCGUCUGGGCCAGCGUCAGGGCCUCGCUGGCGGAUACGCAGUGCUGGGACCUCAGUGCAGGGAACAUGAAGUGGAUUUAUCAGGUCCCCAUCUUGGCUGCCAUCGUGGUGAACUUCUUCCUCUUCCUCAACAUCGUCCGGGUGCUGGCCUCCAAGCUCUGGGAGACGAACGCGGGGAAGCUGGACCCCCGGCAGCAGUACAGGAAGCUGCUGAAGUCCACGCUGGUGCUGAUGCCGCUUUUCGGAGUCCACUACGUGGUGUUCAUGGCCAUGCCCUACACCGAGGUCUCCGGGGUGCUGUGGCAGAUCCAGAUGCACUAUGAGAUGCUCUUCAACUCCUCUCAGGGUUUCUUUGUGGCUUUUAUCUACUGCUUUUGCAACGGGGAGGUGCAGGCAGAGAUUAAAAAAGCCCAUUUUCGGAGAAGCCUGGCGCUGGAUUUCAAGCAGA